AUCAAAGAAAGUGCAUCACAAACAAGGGAUGUCCUCAAACAUCAUUUCAGUGAUUUAAAGGGAACACUUGGGAAGCUCCUGGAUGAGCGAUUGGUGACCCUUUUGCAAGAGGUGGACACCAUUGAGCAGGAGACCAUUAAGCCCCUGGAUGACUGCCAGAAGCUCAUAGAACACGGAGUUAACACUGCGGAGGACUUGGUUCGAGAAGGUGAAAUCGCAAUUCUUGGUGGUGUAGGAGAACACAAUGAAAAACUGUGGAACUUUACCAAAAAGGCCUCACACAUUCAGUUGGACAGCUUACCAGAAGUGCCUUUACUGGUUGAUGUGCCUUGUUUAUCUGCUCAGUUGGACGACUCAAUUCUUAACAUAGUAAAAGACCACAUUUUUAAGCAUGGAACGGUAGCAUCACGCCCACCAGUGCAGAUAGAAGAACUAAUAGAAAAACCUGGAGGCAUCAUAGUUCGAUGGUGUAAGGUGGAUGAUGACUUCACAGCACAAGAUUACAGGCUCCAGUUCCGUAAAUGUACUUCAAAUCAUUAUGAGGACGUAUACGUGGGUUCUGAAACUGAAUUCAUAGUACUGCACAUCGAUCCCAAUGUUGAUUAUCAGUUCAGAGUGUGCGCCCGAGGAGAUGGCCGGCAGGAGUGGAGUCCUUGGAGCGUCCCCCAGACAGGUCAUUCCACAUUGGUACCUCACGAAUGGACAGCUGGCUUUGAGGGCUACAGCCUGAGCAGUCGAAGAAAUAUAGCACUCCGGAACGACUCGGAAUCCUCAGGAGUUCUCUACUCCAGCGCUCCAACCUAUUUCUGUGGACAGACAUUAACGUUCAGAGUGGAAACUGUGGGACAGCCAGACAGGAGAGACAGUCUAGGAGUCUGUGCAGAAAAACAGAAUGGAUAUGACUCUCUCCAACGGGAUCAAGCUGUGUGCAUUAGUACAAAUGGUGCAGUUUUUGUGAAUGGAAAAGAAAUGACCAAUCAGUUGCCUGCAGUUACUUCCGGAUCCACUGUCACAUUUGACAUCGAAGCUGUGACGUUAGGAACCACCAGUAAUGGUGAAGGCGGGAACUUCAAGCUCCGAGUAACUAUUAGCUCAAGUAACAGAGAAGUGGUUUUUGAUUGGCUGCUCGAUCAGUCUUGUGGCUCUCUUUACUUCGGAUGCUCAUUUUUCUACCCCGGCUGGAAAGUGUUAGUGUUUUAGGUUCUCGGAUGCUCGGCUUUGGUUUGCCGGAUGUAGGAGGGUUGCCUUCAGCUCAGUUUAGUUGUAAUUAAUUAAGAGACAGUUGAAUUCAUCUCUUAGUUGCCCCAUUGGAAAUGGAAAGUGUUUACUGGAUUCAUUUUGUGAUAUUUUAGCAAUAAGAGACGUGAAUGUUCCUGACAAAACCAUAAUUUAGUCAGUUUCGUUGUUAGCAUACUGUCAGUUGAAAUAGCACAGCACCAUAAAAUUCAGAGUGCCUUUACAAGUAUUAGAUGUGGGAAGUGCUAUACCCUUCUCCCGUACUUUUCUUAGAAUUGGCUGUUAAGACAGAACAACGUAAUGUAAAAUUACUUUAUUAAUACUCUAUAAACUUUUAGUGUAGAAUAAGAACAGACCAGAUGGAAGCCAGUGUUGUGUAAAUGCAUUCCCUCCUGUGCACUCCACGAGUGUGUUGACUUUGCUAUUUUGUACAGAUUUCUUUUUUUUUCAGCGUUGAUGUAGGGUGCAUGUGUUUGCCAGAGAGAGAGAGAGAGAGAGAAAUCGCCCCACCUUCCCCAGGGGGAUUUGGCCAUGCUGCCGUUUCUCCAUCCUCUUGGGAUUUGGGGGCACACAUGCAUGUGCGCCUGCUGUGAUUGUCAAGCCAGCAGAUCUAGGACUUGAACUGCGAAGUUGGCCACAUGGGAUCUAGCUGCCUUAAUCUCCACGCCUCCUGCUGGAUCCAUGCACAGGUAUUUUUAAGCAGUGUUGACUUUUAUGCUAUGUUUAAUAAUCUUUAAGUUCCAAAAGCCUUAUAAUUGUUGUGUUUCUUUCUUUUUCUUGUUUUGCUGGAGGGCACGUGUGCUCAUCCGAGAGACAGAGGAGAAAACGCUCCCCCAUAGUGAAUGGCCACACCGCAGUCCUUCUCUUUCAUCUCUCCCUCCUUUCAAGUACACGUGCCUAGACUGUUUCUGAAGUCACCUUGUCCAUGACUUGAACCAGGCAGUUGGUCAUGUGGGAUCUGACUGCUUUAACCACCAUGGCCACAGAGCAAAUCUAAAUGUUUGUAUUUUGUAGAGCUUUUUGCCUUAGGGCAUAUGUGCUCACUGGAGAGAGAGAGAGACAAUGAGAGGGAUAGUAAGAAACCACCCCCCCAAGGGGGAUGGCCACACCACAACCCCUUCUCCAUUCUCCUCCUGGGAU
Tupaia belangeri chinensis (Chinese tree shrew) is the source of this 2376-nucleotide messenger RNA. It is a transcript of the gene CRLF3, whose product is annotated as cytokine receptor like factor 3. The record is from RefSeq and is a predicted model, not a curated record. Gene Ontology annotation, molecular function: protein binding. Lineage: Eukaryota; Metazoa; Chordata; Mammalia; Scandentia; Tupaiidae.